GAUAAGGGAUUCUUUGUGCGUUGUUUUAUUUUAUAAAACAGAGAGCAGGGAAAAGCACGGAUUGGUUUGUGAUUAGAGAGAAAGAUGCAAUCUUUGGGGCUGAAGAUGGCGCCUGCUUGGAAGCUGAGUGCAGGGCUGACGACGACGGGUCCAAGGGAGAGAGAGAGGCUGGGUUUUGGUAGGAUCGUCGUCGCGGCUUCAUCGUCUUCUUCUUCGUCGUCGUCCUCCUCUUCUGAGAGAGAUGGUGAUGGGGAUAGCAAGGACGUUGAGAGUCCCGCAGCGUUUCUUUCCAGGAGCCAGACCUAUGCUCUGCUCAAGCAGCAGCUUGCCGUUGCUGCCAAAUUUGAGGAUUAUAAAGAAGCUGCGAGAAUAAGGGAUUCUUUGAAAUCAUUUGAGGAGGGGGAACCAGUUUUGCGGCUACGAAGACUGAUGAAAAUUGCGGUUCAUGAAGAGAGAUUUGAGGAUGCAGCCAGAUAUAGGGAUGAACUAAAGAUAUUGGCUCCCCACUGUCUCCUCAAAUGUUCAAGUGAUGCAACAACUCUGGGUAUACGAGUGCAAGUCAGGAGCGUGUAUAUUGAGAGCCGGAGUCAGGCAUCAAAAGGACAAUACUUUUUUGCAUAUAGGAUUAGAAUCACCAAUAACUCACAGCGACCCGUUCAGCUACUCAGGAGGCAUUGGAUUAUAACAGACGACAAUGGAAAAACUGAGAAUAUAUGGGGAGUUGGUGUGAUAGGAGAGCAGCCAGUUAUACUUCCUAGGGCUGGAUUCGAGUACUCCUCUGCUUGUCCAUUAACCACCCCUAAUGGGAGAAUGGAAGGAGAUUUUGAGAUGAAGCACAUUGAUAAAGCGGGAUCAUCAACAUUUAAUGUCUCCAUUGCUCCAUUCUCUCUCUCUAUUCUCGGAGAUGACACAGAUGAUGCUCUUUAGUGUAUAUAACAACUGAAGCCCAACAUGAGUCACCGAGGAAUGAGAUUUUGCCUGAGCAUGGAGACUAAUUGUAAUCAGGUGAAGCCGGGCAAUUAUAUUGGUUGUAGGUGUGAUCACUUCUUUUCUUCGCUUAUUCUUGUAAAUGUCUUCUUGUUAGUGGAGACAAUGGUGUUGUUUCCUUGUUCAAUGCGGAGUCAUGUAAUUUGUGAUACAAAAACAUGUAUUUUGCCUUGUUUUCUUUUUCCUGUGCUAUAAAAAUGGGUUGUCUUAUGAUUUGUA
This is a messenger RNA of Dioscorea cayenensis subsp. rotundata (Guinea yam), 1206 nucleotides long. RefSeq lists its product as uncharacterized. The record is from RefSeq and is a predicted model, not a curated record. The transcript is spliced from 6 exons. The coding region runs from base 85 to 927 and encodes 280 amino acids. Gene Ontology annotation, molecular function: protein binding. Lineage: Eukaryota; Viridiplantae; Streptophyta; Magnoliopsida; Dioscoreales; Dioscoreaceae.